Molecule: messenger RNA, 1923 nt
Organism: Galendromus occidentalis (western predatory mite)
Lineage: Eukaryota; Metazoa; Arthropoda; Arachnida; Mesostigmata; Phytoseiidae
Product: cholinesterase-like
Exons: 11
Coding region: 1-1923 (640 amino acids)
Biological process (GO): acetylcholine catabolic process; choline metabolic process
Cellular component (GO): plasma membrane
Molecular function (GO): acetylcholinesterase activity
Source: RefSeq, a predicted model, not a curated record
AUGGCAGAAGCGUGCGCACAGCCGAAACUCUUCAUUCCUCAACAAGGUGUCAAAAUGAUGACAAGAUGGAUCUGGCUCAUGUUCUGGAUCCUCGCGACUCCGUCUUUGCUUAUCGAGAGCCACUCCAGCUCUCUUCCACCGAAAACUGGCAGCCAGGAAAGCGAAAGCUCCACUGAGCAGGUGACAGAGGAGGCCAGGGAGAAACCCAUCGAGUCUGGGGAAACACCAGUGGACGAAACUGACGCAAUAACGAUGUACGCUUCCGGAAUCCCACCGUUUGUCCAGACGAGGCUCGGGGGAAUAAACGGCAUUCGGAAAGAUUACUUGGGCCGCUACGUGGACACUUUCCUCGGAAUUCCGUACGCGCAGCCUCCUGUCGGAACGCUCCGAUUCAAAGCGCCGGAAGCUGCGUACGCCUGGCAGAACUCCAUCAACGCAACAGAGUUCAAGUCAGCCUGUAGACAGACAGCGAGCGAAUGGCCCCAUCAUCUCACGCGACACUCUGGAUCCUGCUCUGAGGACUGUCUCUAUCUCAACAUCUGGACCCCGUCCGAAAAAAUGGGAAAACCGCGAGCUGUUAUGGUUUUCUUCCACGGAGGAGACUUCAUUCUCGGCUCGCCAUCUUGGCCCGAAUACGACGGUGGACUCAUUUCGGCUUUCGGAGACGUUGUCGUCGCGUCGAUGAGCUAUCGACUCGGUCGGCUCGGCUUUCUCGAUGCCAAGAGCCAUAGUGCUCCCGGAAAUCAAGGCUUACUGGAUCAGAACAUGGCUCUCCGAUGGAUCCACGACAACAUCGAGUCCUUCGGAGGCGACCGUACCCAGGUUACUCUCUUCGGUAACGAUGCAGGGGCCGCAUCGAUAGGACUCCACAUCCUUUCGCCGAUGAGUGCAGGGCUCUUCAAACGUGCCAUCUUGCAGAGCGGCAGUGCUUUCUGGAAAUUGCGUCACAUCAGAUCUCCUGCAGAAACCGUCCCUCUUGGCACCCAAGGUAGCUCCAAGGUUGAAAACUGUUCGGUUUUCCCUCGGGAGAGUCGAUUCCGGCAACCAGACAAGAGGAAAUUUUGGAACUCAGCCUACGACCACGGAGGCCCAUAUCGAGGUCUCGAUUAUGGGGAAAUUCCCUCGGGCAGGGUAACGGAUGACAUGUAUGACGUCUACGGACCGACUUACGACAACGAUUUUCUCCCUUUGAAUCCGCACAUGUCUGCCUCCAUGGGAAUUUUCAACGAUGUCGAAGUGAUGAUUGGUACCGCGAACAAUGAAGGAGCUUGGGAAUUCAUGCGUUCAAAUCAAUGGAGGAAUUUUAGCUCCGUCGAGAGUUUUAAAGCGAUUAACCUCCUUAAGUUCAUCAAGCACUUCUUCGAGGAGUUCCAAUUCAAGAAACUUGUCGGUCCCAAGGCCACGGAGGGAAUUUAUCAUUAUUUUGCCUCGAAUCUCCGCGGGAACGAUAUCCAGCAUAACCGGCAAUUCGUCUUCGACUUCAUCGGAGACUACGUACAUACGUGUCCAUCGACUCACUUCGCGGAAUUACUAGCGGAUCGCAAUGUCUCCGUUUACUACUACCGCUUCGCGCACGCACCCCACACUCAUCCGGAAACCUGGCCCCUGUGGGUCGGCGCCACUCAUUUCGACGAAGUUCCGUAUGUGUUCGGAGCACCCUUGAUGCGCUCAGCCGAAUACUCGAAUGCUGAGAGAGAUUUCAGCGCAUCGGUGAUGGAUGCGUGGACUUCCUUCGCCAAGACAGGGUUGCCAGUGACGCCCAGCGGUCAGACAUGGCCGAAAUAUUCGAGAAAAAACCCGAACUACUUGAGACUUUCAACACAAGGUUUCAGUCGUCGAGAUGCGCCCAGCAAAGAGAACUGUAAUUUUUGGCGGAGUUUCAAUAAUUUCGAUGUAUGGAGCCACGUCCGUGGAUUGGAGUGA